Molecule: messenger RNA, 2125 nt
Organism: Nematostella vectensis (starlet sea anemone)
Lineage: Eukaryota; Metazoa; Cnidaria; Anthozoa; Actiniaria; Edwardsiidae
Product: glutenin, high molecular weight subunit PW212
Exons: 5
Coding region: 169-1809 (546 amino acids)
Source: RefSeq, a predicted model, not a curated record
AGUUUCCCUUGUGUUUCACUUGACGUGCUUGCACAGGUAGUAGUAUAUCUGCAGAUUUCAUGAAUAAUUCACGUGCGCGUUUUCAGAUCGCUUGUCAGAGAGCGCGCUGGAGGACCAACAACACUUACAGGUUCACAGGGCUUGGGUUUUCUUGGUAAGAAUAACGAGAUGAAGGGUCAAGUUCUGGGGGCGCUAGCCCUUCUUGUCAUUGCGGCAAUCGCUGAGGCCAAAUCCAUCAAGCCUAUUAAGAAAAAGGGCGGUUUUAUUAAAGCACUUCUCCCAAAGUGUCUAGAUGACGAUCCGGUGUAUUGUAAGAAGUAUAGCAAGAAAUACUGCACGCUCAGUCCCACCAAGAUGUCCAAGAAGUGCAAGGCUUCCUGCAAGAUGUGCGCUUUAGGCUCUUUCGAGAUGGAUGACGACAGUAGAUGCUCCACUUACGAGAAGCACGGCUUCUGUGAGAACCAAAACCACGUGCUUUGGAUGAUCCCUCACUGUGCCUUCACGUGCCGCAGCGCCAUCAAGGCCAUGAAGGCGCAUGGUAAGAGACUGUCCGAUCUGGGCAGGCCGCGUCCUCGUCCACCUAUGGUUACCGCCCAGCAGCCAGGUUUGGGUGGUCAGCAGCCAGGUAUGGGAGGUCAGCAGCAAGGUAUGGGAGGUCAGCAGCAAGGUAUGGGAGGUCAGCAGCAAGGUAUGGGAGGUCAGCAAGGGUACGGUAUGGGAGGACAGCAAGGUUACGGUAUGGGAGGACAGCAAGGUUACGGUAUGGGAGGACAGCAAGGGUACGGUAUGGGAGGACAGCAAGGGUACGGUAUGCAACAGCAAGGAAUGGGAGGAAUGCAAGGAAUGCAACAACCAGGUAUGCAACAACCAAUGCCUCCCAUGAUGGGUGGACAAGGAUGCGCCCAACCCCCCUGCGGCGGCCAGAUGAUGCCCCCUCCCAUGCCUCAGCAGCAGCCUUGCCAGCCAAGUCAACCAGGAUGCUUCGAACAAGCGAUCAUCAUCCCUCCAGCCAUGCCACAACAACAGUCUUGUCAACAGCCACCUUGCCCUCCACCAAUGCCUCCAAUGCCACCACCACAACAGCAACCUUGCAUGCAACAGCCUUGCCCUCCACCAAUGCCUCCACCUCAACAGCAACCUUGCAUGCAACAGCCUUGCCCUCCACCAAUGCCUCCAAUGCCACCACCACAACAGCAACCUUGCAUGCAACAGCCUUGCCCUCCACCGAUGCCACAACAGCAACCUUGCAUGCAACAGCCUUGCCCUCCUGGUACGGAUAUGAUGGGUGGAAUGCCACCAAUGGAGAUGGGUGGAAUGCCACCAAUGGAGAUGGGUGGAAUGGCACCAAUGGGAAUGGGCGGAAUGCCACCCAUGGGACAAAGUCCUUUCGGACAACAGCAGCAACAAUUUGGACAACAGGGACAACAGCCAUUCGGACAGCCACCCACUGGACCCCAGUUUGGCCCCAUUCCUGAAAAUGCCAACCCCAAGCCAGCCAAAGGGGGCAAGGAGGCGAAGGGCGGAAAAGAGACAAAUAAUAAGCAAGAAGGUUCACAUGCUCCUCACGGACCCUCCAUGACCGCUCAACAGCCCGGACAACAGCCCGGACAACAACAGCAGCAGGCUGGACAGCAGAUGCCUUUCGGACAACAACCACAAUUGGGACAGCAGCCAUUCCAACAGGCCCCACCUCAGACUAAUUAUGUGAUUCAGCACGCAGAGCCCGGUACUGAAGGCCCUGCCCCAUUCAUGAGAAAGCAAGAGAUCGCAAACAGGAGGAACAGGCUUAUGAUGGCUUCACGUGGAUAAGAUCGACGGUUUUAGAUUGGAAUAAUACAAAGGAAUGUUUGUGAAUACCAGGAUCCGAGAUCAGACACAAUGAAUCAUCGACCCUGUGACGCAAACUUUGCUACACACAGCAUCGCAUAUAAAUACGAAUAGUCAUCGCAUAGUUUAUGUGAAGUAAAUAUUUUUAUAUGAUAUCUCAAUUCUUUGAGAGUUGGAUAGCAUUGUCGUUGAUGGACGCUUAUAUCUAAGUAUUUCAAAAAUUUCGUGAACGCCUAUGUAAAUAUUAAGGAUCCUUGUAAAUUUCAGUGCAACAAUAAACUUAGCGAUAGAACUGUGA